Messenger RNA from Elephantulus edwardii (Cape elephant shrew), 1014 nucleotides. Its product is annotated as platelet glycoprotein 4-like. Gene Ontology annotation, molecular function: scavenger receptor activity; low-density lipoprotein particle binding; low-density lipoprotein particle receptor activity. Gene Ontology annotation, cellular component: caveola; cell surface; cytoplasm. The transcript is spliced from 10 exons. The record is from RefSeq and is a predicted model, not a curated record. Lineage: Eukaryota; Metazoa; Chordata; Mammalia; Macroscelidea; Macroscelididae. Bases 1 to 1014 code for a protein of 337 amino acids. Gene Ontology annotation, biological process: amyloid-beta clearance by cellular catabolic process; receptor-mediated endocytosis; lipoprotein transport.
AUGGGCUGUAAUCGGAACUGCGGACUUAUUACUGGAGCUGUCAUUGGUGCAGUCCUGGCUGUGUUUGGAGGCAUUCUAAUGCCAGUUGGAGAUAUGAUUAUUCAGAAGACAAUUAAAAAGGAAGUUGUCCUUGAGGAAGGUACAAUUGCUUUUAAAAAUUGGGUUAAAACAGGCACUGAAGUUUACAGACAGUUUUGGAUCUUUGACGUGCAAAAUCCACAGGAAGUGAUAGUUAACAGCUCUAACAUUAAGGUUGUUCAAAGAGGUCCCUACACAUACAGAGUUCGUUAUCUAGGAAAGGAUAAUAUAACUCAUGAUACUGAAAACCACACAGUCUCUUUUGUUCAGCCCCAAGGGGCCAUCUUUGAACCUUCAUUGUCGAAUGGAACAGAGAAUGACACUUUCACGGUUCUCAACUUGGCUGUAGCAGCUGCUCCCCACCUCUAUCCAAAUUCAUUUGUUCAGGUAUUACUCAAUUCAAUUAUCAAAAAGUCAAAAUCUACAAUGUUCCAANGAAGGACUGUGAAAGAGCUGUUGUGGGGUUACAAGGAUCCAUUUCUGAGUUUGGUUCCAUAUCCUGUUAAUACUACAGUUGGUGUAUUUUAUCCUUACAAUGAUACUGUAGAUGGAGUAUAUAAGGUUUUCAGUGGAAAGGACGACAUUAGCAAAGUUGCCAUAAUUGACACCUAUAAAGGUAAAAAGAAUCUCUCUGUUUGGCCAGACUAUUGUGAUAUGAUUAAUGGCACAGACGGAGCCUCGUUCCCUCCUUUUGUUGAGAAGAGCCGGACGCUGCAAUUCUUUUCCUCAGACAUUUGCAGGUCAAUCUAUGCAGUUUUUGGAGGUGAUGUUAAUUUGAAAGGAAUUCCUGUGUAUAGAUUUGUCCUUCCAUCAAAAGCCUUUGCAUCUCCGAACCUCCUUGGCCUGGUUGAAAUGGUCCUGCUCAGUGUCGGUGUGGUGAUGUUUGUGGCUUUUAUGAUUUCAUAUUGUGCAUGCAGGUCAAAGAAAGUAAAAUAA